Molecule: messenger RNA, 1349 nt
Organism: Saccostrea cuccullata (small rock oyster)
Lineage: Eukaryota; Metazoa; Mollusca; Bivalvia; Ostreida; Ostreidae
Product: low-density lipoprotein receptor-related protein 4-like
Exons: 9
Biological process (GO): canonical Wnt signaling pathway
Molecular function (GO): Wnt-protein binding; Wnt receptor activity
Source: RefSeq, a predicted model, not a curated record
AUGGAGAUGGUUCUGGACCCUCUUUCCUGUGGUAGACUCCAGCCUUUUAGAGAAAACAGGGGGGAGUGUAGUAUCUGUGCGACUGUCCCGUGGUACGACUUACUGUCUGUAUUACGCGUUUGCAACGUCCUGAAUGGUGACUGUGAAGAUAUUUGCGUGCCGAUACAAAGUGGGAGAAAAUGUGAAUGUGAUUUUGGCCUACAUCUUCAAACCGAUUUGAAAACUUGUGACAGCGAUGUUUAUUCGAGGAAUUUCUUGAUUGUGAGUGAUAACUCCCAUGGAAGGAUCCUUCAGAUUGAUAUAAACACAGGCAAUGUUGUUAAAUUACCAAUCAAUAUAAAGAAUGCUCCAGGAAUAGCAUUUGAUAGGUCUACAAAGGAACUUAUCUACUCCAGUGCCUCGGAAAAGACUAUUAUUAUCUUUCUUAUACUCCGCAUGAUGUAUCAUAUAUUAUUUAUUUUUGUCGUCAUUGCAUUCAAUCUGAUAUUCACAGGACACGAUUAUGCUGAUCGUUUGACCAUUGACUAUUCAACGGGAAAUAUAUACUAUUCCGCAGUAGCCCCUAUCCCGAAUCAAAGUUUUAUUGGAGUUGUAAAUAAAAAAAGUUUUGGUUCUAAGACGUUGUUGUCCAACCUGCACAGACCAAAAGAUAUCGUUCUUUAUCCAUCAAAAGGAUAUUUAUACUGGACGGAAAUUGGAAGUAGCAAAGAAAUAAGCAGAUCGUAUAUGGACGGAAAAUCACAAACCUACAUAGCAACAACAAAUAUUGGAUUUCCAACUGGUCUCGCAAUUGACUUUAAUUCCAACAGACUUUACUGGACAGAUGCAUCCAAAGAUCAUAUAGAGUACUCCGACUUGAACGGAGAAAACAGAAACGUUUUAACAACAGAUAAAGACUCAUUUCCCAUGGGAAUCAUUGUUCUCGGACAAUAUCUUUAUUACAUAGCGUCAAAUAGACAAAGCGUAACAAAGAUAAACAAAGCAACGGGUUCAAAAGUGACAUUUAUGUCAAACCAUCCAGAGCUGGGGGAGCUUGAUAGUAUUGAUGUAUACACAGAUGAUUUAGUUGAUGUGAGUUUGAGUUGCUCCAUCAAUAACGGUAAUUGUAGUGCCUUCUGCUUUCCAACACCAAAUGGAAGAACCUGUGGUUGUGAGGACGGUGUAGAUCUAUUAUCAGAUCAAACCACGUGUCAAGGAGGAAACACAUCCUCACAACACACUAACGAAGAAAGUUUUGGAAUAUACAGUACGUAUUUCGUCAUUGGAUCAUCACUUGCAGCCAUCGCUGGAAUCAUUUUUGCUGUAGCUCUUGCAAUAGCGUGUUCUCUUAAAAGAAGAAUUGCUUCUCG